Medioppia subpectinata is the source of this 1243-nucleotide messenger RNA. NCBI's taxonomy places the organism in Eukaryota, Metazoa, Arthropoda, Arachnida, Sarcoptiformes, Oppiidae. The record is from the annotation of a GenBank genome assembly.
AUGGCAAUUUCUCUCUUCUAUUUGGUCCGCCUUUUUCCCGAUGGCGUCGGGAUUCGCGAGCGGAUCCAAUCAAUGAGUUGGCUCGGCAUAAACGCGUCGACACCAGUGGCCCCUGUAUUGGGUGCCCCACCGAUAGCACCCGUACUAGAGUUGGUCUCAAUAAUGGGAGCGUUCGGUGCGUUCAAUAUCUCAUUCAAGAGACUCAAGUCAUCCAUUUUUGUAUCACUUAGAGUCAAAAUAUCAGUGUUUUGUUGCGCUUCCGAUGUCUUUAAACUAUUUUUCAAACUAUUGUCUCCUUUGGAAUCGAAGUUGAGAUCAAGUAAUGAAUUGUUUGCUUUGGAAUCAAUGCUCUUUUGGGGAACAGCUUUUGUCGUCGUCCCUAUAAUCGGCCUCAAAGAAAAUAAGCCGAUCCUUGUCUUCGUCGUCAUCGUUGUCGUCAAAGAUCUUCCGAAUGUCAUCGUUAUUAGCGGUGUCUUCGGCCAACUUUCUGCUCGUUUCGGUCAACUCCUUAAGUGUCGUGAAUUCGUAAUAUUGGUAUCCCUUGAAAGUGUCGGCGACGGCGGCCAUCGUUUUGGACGACUUUUCCCAGAACUGAACCGAAGAGUUCUGAUAACCGACCAAAGCGUUGGAAUACAUAUUACAACGCGAGGCCGACAACAGAUCAAUCUUCUGGAGAAAAUGUCGGACAAAUCGUUUAGGCUUUUUUGCACUCUAUUAACAGCUGAUAAACUAGAAACCGUGGUGAAAGCCGUGUUAACGGUUGAGAAACUGACGAAAAGGGAAAGCAGCAUGAGAGCUUUCUGGGCAGCCAAAGCACAUUACGUUUGGUUUGAUUUCAAAACUCGUUGUAAAACACAAACAAAUGAUACCACUUUCGGCACAAUUGCCAACUCUUUGACUGCUUUUCCCUUUCGUCGUACUCUCGAAAGACCCGUCGGUUUCGACAUUACGUUUGUGGCGGAAGAAGCGUAUGAGGAGAUUGAAGCGGAAGAGAAGGAAGAUGAGGGAGAGGUCCAAAUAGACGGCACCCGAAGACAUCAGCGGAUCAAUUGGCAAAGCGACCACUGAUGGCAACGUUAGACCGCAUUCAUAAAUCUCAUCUUUUAAUGACAAACACUUUGUUUAAUAUGACUCGUGUUUCGAUAUCAUGUGAUUUGUAUGCAUCGCCUAAUGUUGUAAUGAAUUUAAACCUUAAAUACUUUGUAAUGAUUUAAUAAAAAACAUUUAAAGUGUUCCUAAAAAA